UUCCGCUGAGGUGUGUCGGUGUACCGUUUCUACCAAUAUGAAACCAGACCUCUGAAACGUUUAGGGUGUUUUGUUUUGUUGGGUUUUUAAAUACGGCGAUUCUGUUGCAGGACGUCGCCGGCGACCCCCCCCCAAAAAAAAUGUAAACUGUAAAUGGAAACAGCCUUCCUGUGCGCGUGCCGUCCAUGGCGGGGUGCCGAUCAGCUGCGAGCUGCGCGGGGAGGAAGUGAUGCGGGACACAUUCCCGUCAUGUUCGCUCGGUGACCAGCAAGGGGGGGAAACACAAAGAAACUGGCCGUCUUUAAAACAAGGCAUUCAUAUUUUAACAACCGGCGAAACUGCUCGCUGACGCGCAAGUCCUAAGGCGGCCGUCGGUAGACGAUGGGAUUUUCUAAAAAAAAGAAAAAAAGUGACGCAAACUCGCUCCUGCUGCCGAUGAAGUUUCUGGCCAGCUAGCUAGCUAGCCGGCUAGCUAACGUUAUAGCAACCCGAGCUAACGCGACGGGUUUGCCUCUCGUCGCCUGGGAGUUUUUGUGCGCUAGCUCGGCUAGCUAUCAGCUACAUAGUGGGGUUGGCAUCAUCACCGCGAUGCGCACUCGAUUCCCGCUAACAUAAUUUUAAAAGUUAAGCUAGCUAGCUAGCGUUAGCAACCCGAGCUAACGGGACGGGUUUGCCUCUCGUCGCCUGGGAGUUUUUGUGCGCUAGCUCGGCUAGCUAUCAGCUACAUAGUGGGGUUGGCAUCAUCACCGGGAUGCGCACUCGAUUCCCGAUAACAUAAUUUUAAAAGUUUUGCGAAUGUCAAGGUCGCCACAAUGGAGUAGAAUUAGAUGACACUCUCAUCUAGAGUGGCCAGUGCCGUCAGAGGAACUGUCUGGUCCAAGGGUAUGUUGAGACAUCUCACAGGGCCAGCACAGAGGCAUCCAGGUGGUGCAGACGGGCCCUGAAGGAGGAGAGGAAAGCCAGCAGAGGGACCAGAGAGAGCAAGAGACAUGGGCCAGUGUGUCACCAAGUGUAAAAAUCCAACGUCUUCGCUUGGAAGCAAGAGUGGUGACAAGGAGAGUGGCUCCAAGUCCCACCACAAGAAAGGCGGCGGUGCUGGUGGCGGGGGAGGGCACAAGGAAGAGACGAGCACACUGUGCAGCAAAGCUCCCAGUGAAUUGUCCAAUGGCACCAAGGCCAUUGAGGUUAGCGUGGAGACUCCUAUCAUCCCUGCGGCAAUGGGGGACCCAUGUAAGGAGGAGCGUUUGGCAGACGGAGAAAAGCUGUCCCUGCUGCACAUUGAGGAGCUCUUCUGUUGCUACAAGGAUGAGCAGGAGGAUGCCAUCUUGGAAGAGGGCAUGGAGAGGUUCUGUAAUGACCUGCGUGUGGACCCUGCUGAAUUCCGUGUGCUUGUGCUUGCCUGGAAGUUCCAGGCGGCCACCAUGUGCAAGUUUACGAGGAAAGAAUUUGUGGAGGGCUGCAGGGCUAUCCAGGCGGACAGCCUCGAGGGAAUAUGCUCACGCUUCCCCUGCAUGCUGCUGGAGGCCCAGGGUGAGGAGAGCUUCAAGGACUUGUACCGCUUCACCUUCCAGUUCGGCCUGGAUGCUGAGGAGGGCCAGCGCUCACUGCAACGUGACAUUGCCAUCGCCCUGUGGCGCCUGGUCUUCACUCAGGACAUGCCAGCCAUCCUGGAUCGCUGGCUGGACUUUCUUGCGGAAAACCCGUCAGGUGUGCGGGGCAUCUCACGGGACACAUGGAACAUGUUCCUCAACUUCACGCAGGCCAUUGGGCCCGACCUGAGCAACUACAGUGAGGACGAGGCCUGGCCGAGCCUCUUUGACACCUUUGUGGAGUGGGAGAUGGAGCGCAGGAAACGGGAGGAGGAGGAGCAACAGGAUGUGAAGGAGGAGAGAUGUAUUGAGACUGAAAGUUCUCCCACUACAGACAGAAUGGAAACAGAGGGAAGCCGCGGCUCACAGACUUGGGGGGGGCACUGACUACACGACAAGAACUUAAUGGGGAAAUGCGGGGGGGGGUCUGGAGAAGACAGGAUAUGUUCUAUAAGUGAACUUUACAUCUGUGAACCGUUGGAUGGAUAUUAGUAUUACCAUUACCACUCUUCAUUUCUCACUUUCUCUGCCUUUCCCACUCCUCUGUCACCCCCCCCCCUGCUGAGUGGGAUUCUCUCUUUACAAUGUUGCUUUCUGGUUUUUGAAAGGGCUCGAAGAACUGUUAUAUUUUAAGCAAUCUAUUUAAGUUAUUAUUUUACUUUUUUGUUUAUCUUUCGCUCCUGCAAGAUGUGUUUUUAGCAAUUGGAAGCGUGGUCCAUUUUAAUUCUUCAGCCACCCAUCAUAACCCCUACAGAGUUUGUUCGGUAACAACUUUUAAAAUAAUGGAUAACAGGCAACAGGAAGCCAUACCUUUUAUUAUGAACCAUGUUUGAUGGCUCAUUUUGACCUGGUAGCACCAGUGACAUGACCUUUUGCCCAUGGAAAUAGGCUUGCUUAUUCAAAUUGCUCAAAGAAGGGAAUUUAGGACACACUGUCCUGUAAUUAAUUCUAUCAACACACAAGUAUUAUCCUCUGGGUGGGGGUGGGGGUCAAGGUUAGUGAAAUCAACUUUAAUUUGGUACUAAUCUAUUCAGAAUGUGACACAUAAACAGUGUCCCAUGAACACAUACUGGAGAAUAUUCUGUAUUCUGUUGUCUAGAGAGCUGUUGACCUGCAGUUAUAUGGCAGACAAUGAAAUGCUCAAGAUCUUCUUGUCAGGGAAUAUAAUCUUUGAAAGUGCAUAUGAUACAGAUGUUACAUCUGAGUGUUUUUCAAUCCUCAAAGUUAAAAUAUACAUGAAAUUUCAAGUUGAUUUCUUUGAAAACUGCCCCACUUUUGCCUUUGUAUGGAGUGUUGAUUGAGUGCUGUAUGUAGUGCUGAAGAAAUCCGUGUGUGUGUUUGAUGGUAUGUCAAGACAGCUAGGGUUGUGUUCCAUUUCCGCCUUUAGCGCCUGUCCUUCUGCCGCUAGCAGACCUCCAUGAUGCGUGUGAGUGUAAACAGUAUGACCACGCUGGCUUUUUCUAUGCUGGCUAAGUUGAUUUCACCUAUCCAGUUCUCACUGGAGAUGGCAGACGGGCAAGAGCUAGGUCCCGGUCAUUUCUAGACAUUAGACAGCUUGCACCUUGGCUACAUUCAAGACGGCUAAUGUCAAGACUUAUAUUGUUUUCCUUCAACAGUUUGAAAAUGAAAUGUCCCUCACCUCUUUCAGCAAAUACACAAUAGUAUUGUCAGCACUUAAUAAAUACGUCCUCUCAUUGGCAGUAAUGAAAUGCACAAAAGCCAGUGGUCUGCCAAGUGGCCAUACUUUUAACGCUUUGCAGAGAAUGAUGUCAGCAACGUUAUUUUAAUUUUAACGGUUUGAAAAUCGUUGAAUGAUCUUAAACAUAGCCUACGGUGUUUUGGGAAAAGUGAGUCGUUGACCUGGUCUACGGGCUCAUUUGAAAGUCGGUAACUGGGUCCGGUGUGGUAAGGGGGUGCCCAUAACCAGGUCUCGUGAGGUUUACAUUUUCAGUGGUUUGAUUUCAGACCCCUUUUGUCCUUUUUUAUAUAAAAUGCAUUGAUUUAUAAUUAAUAAAACAGUGUUGAACUUUUG
Molecule: messenger RNA, 3621 nt
Organism: Lampris incognitus (smalleye Pacific opah)
Lineage: Eukaryota; Metazoa; Chordata; Actinopteri; Lampriformes; Lampridae
Gene: dcun1d3
Product: defective in cullin neddylation 1 domain containing 3
Exons: 5
Coding region: 990-1976 (328 amino acids)
Biological process (GO): protein neddylation; positive regulation of ubiquitin-protein transferase activity
Cellular component (GO): ubiquitin ligase complex
Molecular function (GO): ubiquitin-like protein binding; cullin family protein binding; ubiquitin conjugating enzyme binding
Source: RefSeq, a predicted model, not a curated record